Macrosiphum euphorbiae (potato aphid) is the source of this 222-nucleotide messenger RNA. Lineage: Eukaryota; Metazoa; Arthropoda; Insecta; Hemiptera; Aphididae. The record is from the annotation of a GenBank genome assembly.
AUGCUGCUUCUUCUAAAGCAAAAUCCUACUGAUUGUCAUCUUCCAAUAAUCCAAGUGCUUUACAUGUGGCCUGGAAUGUUUGGUACUCGAUAUUGUUCACAGUCUUCAAAAAUGAAUACGAUGUUGGACCUUUUACGUAAUGAAGAAGAAGACGAAGAUGGUAACAUUCAACAUUGUUUGGGUGGAUUGAAUAAACUCUACCCAAAGCUGAAUCUUUCUUAA